This is a messenger RNA of Leptosomus discolor (cuckoo roller), 837 nucleotides long. The record is from RefSeq and is a predicted model, not a curated record. NCBI's taxonomy places the organism in Eukaryota, Metazoa, Chordata, Aves, Leptosomiformes, Leptosomidae.
AAAUGCAUCGGGGGCGUCAUCUUCUUCCACGAGACCAUGUACCAGAAGGCUGACGAUGGCACCCCCUUCGUGCAGAUGAUCAAGGACAAGGGCAUCGUCGUGGGCAUCAAGGUGGACAAGGGCGUCGUGCCGCUGGCCGGGACAGAUGGCGAGACCACCACGCAGGGUCUGGAUGGGCUGUCAGAGAGCUGUGCCCAGUAUAAGAAGGAUGGGGCCGACUUCGCCAAGGGGAGCUGCGCGCUGAACAUUAGGGACAACACCNAUGGGGCCAGGGAGCUACUCAGGGACAUCCCCAUGAUGGCAUCUGCCUGAUGUUUGCAGAACGGCAUCGUGCCCAUCGUGGAGCCGGAGAUCCUGCCUGAUGGUGACCAUGACCUCAAGAGGUGCCAGUAUGUGACGGAGAAGGUGCUGGCAGCUGUCUACAAGGCGCUGAGCGACCACCACGUCUACUUGGAGGGGACCCUGCUGAAGCCAAACAUGGUGACCCCCGGGCACUCCUGCCCCACCAAGUACAGCCCUGAGGAGAUCGCCAUGGCCACUGUCACUGCCCUGCGCCGCACCGUGCCCCCAGCCGUGCCAGGUGUCACCUUCCUGUCCGGGGGUCAGAGUGAGGAGGAGGCUUCCAUCAACCUCAACGCCAUCAACACGUGCCCGCUGGUGCGGCCGUGGGCCCUCACCUUCUCCUACGGGCGGGCACUGCAGGCGUCGGCGCUCAGUGCCUGGCGCGGGCAGCAGGACAAUGCCACCGCUGCCACCGAGGAGUUCAUCAAGCGUGCAGAGGUGAACGGGCUGGCGGCACUGGGCAAGUACGAGGGCAGCGGGGACGACUCGGGGGCC